ACCUUUUCUGGCUUGAACACUGGCCUUUUGGAGGUCCUUGUGGAGACCAAAAUUCUGGUUCUAAUAAAGAACUCCAUUCCUGGUAACUGGUUUAGUUCAGUUCGGUUUGGUCUCCAAAUGCAUGGAAAUCAAUGCAGUAUCGUUUAUAAGAGUAGCUGCGCGAACCUGUGUGUUUGCGCGUGUGUGUGUGUGUGUGUGUGUGUCCACAUGGUAAUAUUAUGUGAGGACUUUGUGAAGAUCUGACUGUCAGCGCAGAAAAGGCUGCUGGUGUGUGGGAGCAGAGCACCCCAGCAACUAUAGCCAGUCUUGUUCCAAGUCGCCGACCAUGACGCGCUGGAGCGCAUUAACGCAGGAUAACCACAGUUUGAGAAUAAUUUAGCAAUAUUACGGUGAGAAUAUAACCAUGUUUUAGUGUUCCCCCUGUUGUAAUAUUUGGAUACAAGCAGAGGCCCACUGAGUGGAAGUGGAUUGAGAGAAGAAAAGCCGUGUUCUUCACAAGAGCAAUGAUGGAGGAACAGCGGCAUGUGAACAGCACGGACAGUGAGGGAGAGAGCGUCUCCCCGGCUCCCAGUCUGCUCUCGCCGCCCAUUCGGCCCUUACAGGUCGCUCAGCAGGCACACAGGACCACAAACUUCUUCAUCGAUAACAUUCUGCGACCGGACUUCGGCUGCAAGAAGGAGCACGGUUUGGGCUCACGGGAGCGGCCGCACAGCUCCAGUCGGGAGCGCGUCCACUCGGUGGUUAGCAGGCCGGGCCUUCCCGGGACGCCGUGCCAGGACUCCAACUGCAGCAGUGACAGCACUGCGUCCUCUACCACUUUGGCCAAUCCCAAAAAGAGCAGCGUCGACGGAGCCGCAGCCGCCGUUUCCACCGGGAGCAGCGAGGUGAAAGCCGAAGAGAGGACUGACGGCGGGGCAGGGGAGAACACCUCCUCUUCGCUUGUGAUGCUGAAUGGCACCGCAGCGCCAGCAGCGGACAGCCAGCCGCUGCUGUGGCCUGCCUGGGUUUAUUGCACCCGGUACUCAGAUAGGCCCUCAUCUGCAGGCCCAAGGACACGGAAACUGAAAAAGUCGAAAAGCGGCAAAGAGGACAAGCGGCCUCGCACGGCCUUCACGGCCGAGCAGCUGCAGAGACUGAAGACGGAAUUUCAGGUGAACCGUUACAUCACGGAGCAGCGGCGCCAGUCUCUGGCCCAAGAGCUCAACCUCAAUGAAUCCCAGAUUAAAAUCUGGUUUCAGAACAAGCGGGCCAAGAUCAAAAAGGCCAGCGGCUUCAAGAACGGCCUGGCGCUACAACUGAUGGCUCAAGGACUGUAUAACCAUUCCACCACCACCAUCCAGGACGACAAGGAGGACAGCGACUGAAUGAGCUCACUACCCGCUGCCUACUGACUGUUUCAUUCAGACACUCUGUACACUGUAAAUACAGAUAAUGAAGACAGUGAGGGAAAUCUUGGCGUUUCAUGCUAUUCAUCUCUCCUUGUUCUCCUAUGCGGACGCGACCGAACAAUAGGUACAGACUCCGGGUGAUCUACCGCCGCAAAACCAAAGAUUUGAUUGGGAACCAGAGCCUGGACACUUUCACUGACAAUGUCAAUGACAAUGACAAAGGCAACAUUUCCCCCGUGAAUAAUGUUGGCCAGGUUAACUGCACCUCACUGCAGCUCGUGUUUGCUUUGUUUGUGGAUGACACUACUGUAGCUGCUGCCGCCGCCGCCGCUGCCACCCCACCAUCACCAGACAUCGCUGUUUUAAUAACAGUUUUCAAGGAGCAAAAGAGUUCUAAGAACUGUAAUAAUUACAUGGUCAGUUUUACACAUUUACUACUACAAAAUUAAAUCCUUAAAGGAAACAGUUAAAUAGAUGACUAUGACUGCAAAAUGCCUUCAGGAAUAUCAUAGAGAUACAGUCCGUUUAGUCAAGGCCCAUUCUUCUUCUUCUUCUUCUUCUUCUUCUUCUUCUUCUUCUU
Molecule: messenger RNA, 1968 nt
Organism: Solea senegalensis (Senegalese sole)
Lineage: Eukaryota; Metazoa; Chordata; Actinopteri; Pleuronectiformes; Soleidae
Product: homeobox protein engrailed-1-B-like
Exons: 2
Coding region: 504-1364 (286 amino acids)
Biological process (GO): multicellular organism development; neuron differentiation; regulation of transcription by RNA polymerase II
Cellular component (GO): nucleus
Molecular function (GO): DNA-binding transcription factor activity, RNA polymerase II-specific; RNA polymerase II cis-regulatory region sequence-specific DNA binding
Source: RefSeq, a predicted model, not a curated record